AUGGGAGCCAGUAGCGAUGGGAACGAGGAUGCGAGAACGAAUUUCGAGAAGAUGCGAGAUUUCGUGCGAAAGAAAACACGUCGUCCAAUCGACGACUACUACGAUUGGGUACCCCGUCCGGGUACUCAAUUCUGUAUUCAUAUGACAAUUCGAAGUAUUCAAACGGCCGCCGUCGUUGGUUCGGUUCUUGGACCGGUUUCAGCAUUACUCAUGCAUCGAACCGAUAAAAAAGAUUUGGUUGAAGCGUUCCGUCUGGGCGGUCUACACGGAGCGAUGGUCGGUGCCGCGUUGGGACCAGUGAUAUCACUGGCAACGUGUAAAAACAUGAAUCGAGUGCGGAAGUUUCAGAAUUUGGUGAAAAGCAAAUUCGACCAAUCACAACUCUGGCAAGAUCACAUCGCAAUCGCGUCGGCCGCCGUCGGAUACAUGUCGAAUGGUCAAAUCGGAUUAGUCGUCGGCCUCGAUUUAUCACUUCUUUUCGCUGUAAUCACUAGAAAUUGGUAG
Messenger RNA from Caenorhabditis remanei, 504 nucleotides. RefSeq lists its product as uncharacterized. The record is from RefSeq and is a predicted model, not a curated record. NCBI's taxonomy places the organism in Eukaryota, Metazoa, Nematoda, Chromadorea, Rhabditida, Rhabditidae. The coding region runs from base 1 to 504 and encodes 167 amino acids. The transcript has 4 exons.